Carassius gibelio (silver crucian carp) is the source of this 1479-nucleotide messenger RNA. Its product is annotated as deoxynucleoside triphosphate triphosphohydrolase SAMHD1-like. The record is from RefSeq and is a predicted model, not a curated record. Bases 1 to 1479 code for a protein of 492 amino acids. Gene Ontology annotation, cellular component: nucleus. Gene Ontology annotation, molecular function: dGTPase activity. Gene Ontology annotation, biological process: dGTP catabolic process. The transcript is spliced from 17 exons. NCBI's taxonomy places the organism in Eukaryota, Metazoa, Chordata, Actinopteri, Cypriniformes, Cyprinidae.
AUGUCUGCAUUUGAAGGUGCAACAGAUGUGAGCAAAAUCGCUGAGGAAUUGCAGAAAAACUCCCUAGACUUUUCAAAGGACAUCAUGAAGAUCUUCAAUGACCCCGUUCAUGGUAACAUUGAGCUGCACCCUCUGCUGGUGAAAAUGAUUGACACUCCUCAGUUUCAGAGACUUCGAUACAUUAAACAACUGGGAACGAAACAUCUAGUGUAUCCGGGUGCCACUCACACUCGCUUCGAACACUCACUUGGUGUGGCACAUUUAGCAGGCUGUCUUCUCAAGACACUAAAUGAGAAUCAGCCAGAACUCAACAUCAAGAAAAAGGAUUUCCUGUGUGUUCAGAUCGCUGCCCUGUGCCAUGACAUGGGUCAUGGUCCGUUCUCUCAUUUGUUUGAUGGCAUGUUCAUCCCUAAAGUCCGGUCUGGAGCCAGAAUGAAACAUGAGCAGGCAUCUGUUGACAUGUUUCGCUGCAUGAAAAGGAGGAAUGGACUGGACAAAGAGAUGAAAUUCUAUGGACUGGAUUUACAGAAAGACAUCAAAUUCAUUGAGGAAUUAAUUCUGAAAGGACAAAAGGAUGGCAAGUGGUCAAUGAAGGGCAGGACUGAGGACAAAUCCUUCCUGUAUGAGAUUGUGGCAAAUAAAGUGAACGGCAUUGAUGUGGACAAAUGGGACUAUUUGGCUCGAGAUUGUUAUUAUCUCGGCAUUCCAUGUGGUUUUGACUCUCAGCGUCUGCUAAAAUCUGCUCGAGUGUGUGAGGUGAACAGGAGGAAACACAUCUGCUUCAGAGACAAGGUGGCAGAUAACAUUUAUGGCAUGUUUCACACCAGAUACACUCUUCAUCGUCAGGCUCUUCAGCACAAGAUCGGCUACAUCAUUGACGUCAAGAUUAACGAUGCUCUUGUAAAAGCUAAUGACAAGCUGAGUCCAGACAGGAAGAUCUCAGAUGCCGUAGACGACAUGCUAGAGUACACCAAACUCACAGAUCACAUCUCCGAUCAGAUCCUGAACCCGCCAGACUCAAAUCCAGGUCUGGCUGAAGCCCAAAGGAUUCUGCAGGGUGUUGUCAACAGACGGCUGCCAAAGUUUGUGGGAGAGGCUCGACUAAAUGAAGACAAAUUAAAGGAGAUACAGAAUGACAGCUUGAAAGCCAAGCCUGUUAAAGCCGUCAAGAUUGAAGUGUAUAAGAAAUUACUGAAGGGUCUCUGGGAUGAUAUGCUGUUGGAAAACAAACUGAAGGCAACAGACUUUGAAAUUUAUGUUCUCGAGAUGGGUUUUGGUGAAGUGGGCAAGGAGCCUAUUGAUAAUGUUCAUUUCUACAGCAAGAGUGACCUGAAAACAGCUUUCAAGAUGAAGAAGUACCAGGUGUCCAGCCUCAAACCAGAGAAGUAUCACGAAUUUCUUGUGAGGGUCUAUUAUAAUCCAGAGGAUCAGGAGCAUCAGGUCCAGCAGAAAGCUCAGAAGUGCUUUCAUGAUUGGUAA